AUGCAUUUUGUUCGAUGUCUGAAGACUAAAGCUAGCUCUUUCUCCUCACCUUGGGCCUCUGUGUCUUCUGAUGAUGGCUCAUGGGCUCGGGCAGCCCUAUUAUCAGGACCUCCGGGAAUAGGGAAAACAACAACUGCCGGUGUUGUCUGCCGGGAGCUAAUUUUCACUACAAUUGAAUUAAAUGCCUCAGAUGUAAGAUCAAAGCGAACUUUGCACGCAAUACUUUCAGAUGCUCUUGGAAUGCAUAGUCUUGCAGGAAUGGCGACUGGGACAGAAUCCUCUCUUUCAUCUCGGCACCAUGCACUGAUCAUGGACGAAGUUGAUGGCAUGACUGGCAACAAUGAUCGAGGUGGCAUGCAGGAACUGAUAUCUUUGAUAAAGACUACUCGAAUUCCGAUAAUAUGCAUGUGUAAUGAUCGACAGUCUGUAAAGGUUGGACAUUUGGUUGUAGUAAAUUUUAACCUUUUUUUACCUUUAUGCUAUUAUAGUUAUGAACAUAAAUCCUCAGGAUUUCAAGACCAAGAUGUUGUGGUCUUUGGCAUGGUAGCCGUCUCGCUUCGAUUAUUAGAAGAAGGCUGA
Messenger RNA from Protopolystoma xenopodis, 579 nucleotides. NCBI's taxonomy places the organism in Eukaryota, Metazoa, Platyhelminthes, Monogenea, Polystomatidea, Polystomatidae. The record is from the annotation of a GenBank genome assembly.